AUAAAUAAAUAAUUACCAUAAAACAGCUUUAUAGUUUUCUACUCGGCGACCAAACAAUCCAAAACUAUUAUUCUAUUCUUUUUUUAUGUAUCUGAAGCAAGCAUUGGCAUAGUAGCCAAGGCUACAUAGCCUCAAGCGUGCGCUUUAUAUAGGCCGGUUCAGCAUCCGAAUCGUUCUCUUUUUUCUCUCUUUGCCAAAAACCACACUCUGCAAAAGCAAAAACCCCUGAGUCAUGACUCGCUCUAAACUUUAACACAUAAAGAGACCGAUAAUGGAGGAAAACGUUUUCCAAAUGAAAAAAAACAACAACCACUAUUACAACCACCACCACCACCACCACCACCACCGAUUCGCAAGCGGCGAGUGGAAUAGCGACGACGGCCAUGAACCACGACAAGAAUUGACUCAGUCACGAGACUCGCGACCACGACCCAGACCACGUCAGCCCCCACGAGUUCCCAAAGUUUUGCCUGGCCAGGUGGCAUUCCGUAUCCUCUGUCACUCGUCCGUCAUCGGCGGGAUCAUCGGAAACUACGGCUCCAUCAUUUCGCAGCUCCGGCGAGAGACUGCCGCCAAGAUCCACUGCGAGAAUCCUUCGCCGGGUUCGCAGUACGGUGUCGUUUUGGUCGUUGGUUCGGAAUUGGUAGAUAGGAGGAUCGAGUUUGAGCCGGAAAGCGGAUGGAGUGAGGCGGCUAUGGUGUCGGGGGCUCAGGAGGCGGUGGUUAGGGUUUUUGAGAAAAUCUGGAACGUCGAGGCGCAGAACGAGUUGAGUAACGGGUCGGGCGAGGUUUGGUGUAGAUUGGUUGCCCAUGGGUCUCAGAUUCGGGCCGUUAUGGGAAAAGGAGGGAGCAAUAUAACCAGAAUGAGAAAGGAAAGCGGUGCUAAGAUCAGGAUUGUCGCUGCUCCGAAUAGCGAGGUUUUGAACGACGAAGUUAUCCAGAUUGUGGGAACUGUUUUAGCUGUAAAGAAGGCUCUCAUUGCUGUUUCUAGUUGUCUUCAAGAUCAUCCACCUUUAGACAGCAGUUCUAUGCUUUUGAGCAAGGCUACUGAGGUCAUCCCAAAUGGGUCCUCUCCUUCUGGUAUGCUUGCAGAGUAUUUCCCAAAUGUUGGUUCACUUAUACCACCCAUGUCUGGAAAUCCCAUCAAUAACGCUUCAAACGAGUGUACAUUAACUAGCAGUAAUGGAAACUUAAGCAAGGACAUGGAAGACACACAGCAAGAAGUUGUGUUCAGACUGAUUUGCUCUAAUGUUGUAGCUGGGAGUGUCAUUGGCCAAAAAGGGUCUGUAGUUAGAGCUUUAGAGACAGAGACAGGUGCUUCUAUAAAAUUUGCAGCUCCUGUUACAAACUUUGCCGAGCGUGUGGUAACCAUUUCUGCAUACGAGACACUUGAAUCUUGCUACUCUCCAGCACAAAAUGCUGUUAUUCUUGUCUUUGCUAGAACCGUUGAGAGUGAGAUUGAGAAAGGCUUUCUAUUAGGCUUCAGUAAGGUAUCAACCGUUACUGCAAAGCUUCUAGUUGCCUCAGAUACUGUUGGUUGCCUGAGAGAGAAUGAAGAUGAGGUGUUUUUAGAAGUGAGAGAUAUAACUGGUGCAGAUAUACAGAUAUUGCAAGGGGACAAGUACCUGGAUUAUGGUCCAGCAAAUUCAUUAAUACAGAUUACUGGUGGCUAUAAAAAUGUACAACAUGCUCUGUUUCAAGUCACUAGUAGUCUGAGGGAUUACCUUUUGCCUUGUGAAAUGCUUUAUGAAUUGAGAACAAGGAGUGCUUAUGGAAGGGUGAGGAAGUCAUCUCAGAAUGUGAAAAGAGGGCAUGCCAGAACUGUUGGUGGGGAUCUAGAAGUUAUAAGGUCAGCAUUGAAGAACACAGAAGGGCAUCGUCCACCUCUAGACAGCGGCCCUAAACUUUUGAAAAAAGCUACCGAGAUCAACCCUAAUGGAGCCUCUCCUUCUAGGAUGCUUGCAGAGUUUUUCCCAAAUCUUGGCUGCUUGUUACCACCCAUGUAUGGAAGCUCUGUCAAUAGUACUUCAAAUGAGGGCACCUUAGCCAACAAUAAUGGAAUCCCAGGCAAGGAUGCAAAAGGCACACAGCAUGAAGUUGUGUUCAGACUUAUUUGCUCUAAUGUUGCAGCUGGAAGCGUGAUUGGCCAAAAAGGGUUCAUAGUCAGAGCUCUAGAGGCUGAGACAGGUGCUUCUAUAAAAUUUGCAGCUCCUGUUACAAACUUUGGUGGGCGUGUGGUCACAAUUUCUGCAUCUGAGACACUCGAGUCAUCCUACUCUCCAGCACAAAAUGCUCUUGUCCUUGUCUUUGCUAGAACCGUUGAGAGUGUCAUUGAGAAAGGGCUUCUACGCUUCAGUAAGGUAACAACUGUUACUGCAAAGCUCCUAGUUGCAUCAGACGAAGUUUAUUACCUGAGUGGUAAUGAAGAUGGGGUGGUUUCAGAAGUGAGAGAAGUUACUGGUGCAGAUGUACAGAUAUUGGGAGUGAAGCAGUUACUGGAUUAUGGCCCAGCCAAUUCAGUAGUACAGAUCACUGGUGAAUAUGAAAAUGUACAAAAUGCGUUGUUUCAAGUCACUAGUAGUCUGAGGGAUCGCCUUUUGCCUCAUGAAGUGUUUAAUGAUGUUAGAGCGAGGAAUGUUCAGCGGAGGCUGAGGAAGACCAGCUCCUCAGACUUAUACCAAUCCUUAGGCUUAUGUCCUGAUUUCAAAGAUGAAGCGAAUUUAACUUGUCAAAUGAAACAACUUGGACUCUCCCACAGCAAUGGUACUUCCCCAUCAAAGUUGCAGCAACCACAGACUGUGAAAGGUGGGCGCGCCAGUGUUCUUGGUGGGGAUCUAGAAAUUUUAAGUGGAUCUAAACUUGCUACUGUAACAAAUACAAUUCUGGAGAUAGCAGUUUCUCAGCAUGCUUUUGGGUCUCUUUAUGGUGAAGAUGGUUGCAACUUGCACCGCCUAAGAGAGAUUUCAGGUGCAAAAGUUGAAGUACAUGACCCUAGUCCCCGAAAAAGUGAAGGGAAGGUUGUUAUAUCUGGGACACCUGAUCAAACACUUAGAGCACAAAGUCUGCUUCAAGCUUUCAUCCAAACGGACCAAAAACCAUGAAUUAACCAGAAGAUGAAUAUUUUCUUGUCAAUGAAUGUAACGUCACCUUUACGCCCCAAAUGACUUUUGUCGGCCACCUGAGGAGCUACUGGUCGUGUGUUUCUCAUGUUUCACUGUACAUAAUCCUUGUAAAUAACAGCCAAGAAUAGAAUAUUCUUGCAAACGGAGAAAGUCAAUGAGAUAGUAGCAAAAAUUAAAAAAAAAAAAAAAAGGAAUAUAAUGAAAUCUGUGUAUAAAAGUGAAAUUAGCCACAUCCUAAUGCAUUCCUAAUGUUGGUUAUGACAACUGUACCAAAUUAGUUGAAGUGGUUUGUAAUUUGUUCUUUUUUGGGCAGGUUACACAAAAAGUUUUGAUCAAUUUCAUACUAAAUUUACUAUCACAUUUGUCA
Ziziphus jujuba (common jujube) is the source of this 3488-nucleotide messenger RNA. Its product is annotated as KH domain-containing protein HEN4. The transcript is spliced from 9 exons. Gene Ontology annotation, cellular component: nucleus; cytoplasm. Gene Ontology annotation, molecular function: mRNA binding. Bases 272 to 3100 code for a protein of 942 amino acids. Gene Ontology annotation, biological process: regulation of gene expression. The record is from RefSeq and is a predicted model, not a curated record. NCBI's taxonomy places the organism in Eukaryota, Viridiplantae, Streptophyta, Magnoliopsida, Rosales, Rhamnaceae.